AUGAGUUCAGGCAACCAGCCCGCCUCGACGACCGGCAAUACGCCUCUCGAUGUCAAUAUUCUCAAAGAGAUUGCCAAGAAGGAUCUCGUAGACGCACUCAAUUCCGUUAAUGGUGCCAAAACCCUCGUGCUAGACGCGUCUCUAGCGGGCCCUCUGGGUCUGGUUACGGAGGUUUCCCUGCUGAAGCAUCAUGGGGUGGAUAAGAUGUUCUGGCUUGAACCAGGUCCAUUGACCUCGUCGACUACAAACAUCGUAUACCUGUGUCGCCCGCGGAUCAAGCAUGUAAAGAUCAUCGCAGAUCACAUCAAGAGGCAUGGAAAGGAAUCCCGGCAAUACAACUACACCCUAUUACUUGUCCCCCGAGUGUCGACGCUGGUAUCACGGAUAUUGGAAGAGGAAGGUGUCCUGGGAGAUGUGACGAUUUCGUCGUAUAACCUGCAGUUUAUCCCAAUCGCUGACGACGUCAUAUCGUUGGAACACGAGCACACGUUGAAAGAGCUUUGGGUUGAUGGAGAUGAGACCGUUGUUUUUGACUCAGCACAAGCCCUACUUACCAUCCAGAAACUGUUUGGGGUAUUUCCGCAAAUUAUCGGCAAAGGCGACUACGCGCAACGAUUGGCUACCCUCCUGACUCGGCACACGCCCAAGACAAUCAAUCCCUCACAGGCAGUGUCUGCCAGCAUCGAUUCCUUGAUCGUACUGGACCGCCGGGUGGACAUGAUCACACCCUUAUUGACACAGCUGACUUAUGAAGGCCUCGUGGAUGAACUUAUCGGCGUAAAGAACUCACAUGUUGAACUUCCGUUGUCCCUCUUGACACCUCCAACGGCUGGACCAAGUAAUGCUCCAAGUACUUCUACUUCGCCGCCGAGUGGUCGAACAAACAUUCCUGUGGUCGCGGUGAAAAAGGAAACAAAGAAGAAGCACCAUCUCACAACUGCCACAGACCCUCUCUAUGCAGAGCUGAGAGACCUCAAUUUUUCAUCCGUUGGUAAAAGGUUGAAUAAAGUCGCUCGACGCCUAGAUGAAGACUACAAGACGAAUCUUCAAUCGAAAACUGUAGCCCAGUUACGAGACUUUGUGGGUAAGCUCGGAGGCCUGCAGACAGAACAUCAGGCUCUUCGCCUUCAUACAGGACUCUCAGAAUUGAUCGUGCCUUUGACACGGACGGAAAUAUUCAACAAAUCACUGGAGAUCCAACAAAACCUCCUUGCUUCCUAUGAGAUUACUUCACAAUUGAAUGCCAUCGAAGACCUCAUAGCACAGGGUGCCGAGAUGCAGACCGUUUUGCGACUGCUCUGUCUGGCUAGCCUAACAGCGGGCGGUGUGAAGGCCAAGAAUUUGGAAAACCUGAAGCGUGAGAUUCUACAGGCGUAUGGGUACGAAUAUCUGCCGUUGCUACUUUCACUAGCCUCUCCAUCAUUGGCGAUACUAUUGCCGAACCCUCUGCCACUUUCCAUGUCCACAACCGCGGCCGGCCUGAAAUAUCCGUUCUCUUCUCUGCGGAAGUCGCUGCGCCUUCUUAUCGACGACAAUCCGGAAGCCCUUGAGGAAGUGGAGAAUGACAUCAGCUUUGUUUACUCAGGCUAUGCCCCCAUAAGCGUUCGACUCGUGCAAUGCGUCGCACAGAAGGGUGGGGUCAUAAGCAACCCAGCCGAAAAGGAGAAGUCGAGUGCAGAGGCGAGUCCUGGCGGAGAUCAGAACAAAUCAUCAACAGGAAAAGUCCAGGCGCAUCCAAUUGUUGGGUGGAAGGGAUUUGAAGAUGUCGUCGCAGCAAUACCAGGACAAACAGUGGAAAUUGUCCAGAAGACAGCGAGUAAAGCCCCACCAGGUCCUCUGGGAGCACUAGGAGCAACGACUGCAGGGUCAUCACGACAGAUAGCGACCACCACCACAGUUGUGCUCUUCCUGGGAGGGUGCACGUACACCGAAAUCGCAGCACUACGAUGGGUCGGACGACAGAAUCGAGGACGCAACUUCUUGAUCGCAACGACAGGAAUUAUAAGCGGCUCAAGCAUUAUAGAAGGGCUAGCUGGGACCGGGAUCCCAAAACAAAGCACCGGGUCUGUUUAA
Molecule: messenger RNA, 2073 nt
Organism: Cyclocybe aegerita
Lineage: Eukaryota; Fungi; Basidiomycota; Agaricomycetes; Agaricales; Hemipholiotaceae
Source: the annotation of a GenBank genome assembly